Messenger RNA from Bombus huntii, 1746 nucleotides. RefSeq lists its product as uncharacterized. Bases 1 to 438 code for a protein of 145 amino acids. The record is from RefSeq and is a predicted model, not a curated record. The transcript is spliced from 3 exons. NCBI's taxonomy places the organism in Eukaryota, Metazoa, Arthropoda, Insecta, Hymenoptera, Apidae.
AUGAGAACUCUAGUAUUCGCCGCUUUAAUUACCUUGGCAUGUGCCUCCUACGAAGAGGAUCAUGGCAGUUCCACCUAUCAUGAGACAUCGAAACCCGUGGAAAUUCCCAUUUACAAAAAAUACGCUAUACCAAUUCCACAUCCAGUUCCAGUUCCAAUUCCGCAACAAAUUAAAGUCCCUAUUCCGCAACCUUAUCAAGUCGAAGUUCCAGUGCCGCAUCCAGUGCCCGUAGAAGUAGUCAAGCACGUUGAAAUUCCGGUAGAAAAACCUGAGCCCUAUGUGGUGGAGAAAAAGGUACCAUAUGUUGUUGAGAGGCCAUAUCCAGUGACAGUUGAAAAGCACUUCCCGGUGCCUGUUCCGAAACCAUACCCGGUCCACGUACCUGUCUACAAACACGUAUUCCAUCAUCAAAGCAAGGGACACGGUUGGAAGCACUGAUCUUGAGAGUUGUUUUUCCAAAUUUCAGACAAUUAGGCAAAAAAAAAAUAUAUAUAUAUAUAUAUAUACGUAUUUAUAUAUGCACAUCAAAUCGAAAAUUAUAGUUUCUUGACAUUAUGACACUUGUACAUAGUUCACUAUUGUUGUAAUUAUACUAUUUUUGUACUGUUUAAAUAAAUUGUUUUUGUUUUCAUAAUAUCGUUAAUCGUUCCUCUCCCUUCGAUAGAACAUCGAUUCAUCGGAGCAAUUGGAAAGUUUCGAAAGCGUGUAGUUUAGUCGAAGUAACGUACGGUCGAAGUAACACUGACCACCUAAAUAAAUAACUCUAUACGUUAGCUUUUUCUUGUUUCACAGUAUUUCUCAACCAGGUCGGUAAAGGUAUGACAAUGAUUUUAUCAAUCCGGAGACUACCUCCUAGUCGAGAGAGUUCUUUUAACUCAAAAAAAAAAUAAUUACUUUCUGACCCGAAGUAAGUAAGAAAAAGUAAGUAAAGAUCGACCAUCUUACGACGAUCUCUACCCCGUUGUAAUUUUAUCGGUCUUAACGAUACGAACCUGGCGAGUACUUUCCGCGUUCGAAUCAUUAGUAAUUAACUACCAUGAAUCUAUUCACGAGGCAUUAUGCGCCUUGAACGAUACAUAGUUCGUAAUCACAAAUCAAUCACGAACGUAAUUUACUGUCACUAUGAUGGAAACGGAGACACAUAUAUAUACACUCUGUGGAUAAAACCGUAGGAUAUAUUUCAGCCGAACAAACUGUUUUACCUUUUUGCGAAUUUCUGUAGGCAAUACCCGGAGCGAUGCAAUGUGUUACGAGGCUUGCCCUCCGGUUUUCUCGAAUCACAAACCAGCCAAUGACUGGCGACGGUGUGGUAAAUGACGAACGCCAACCUAACGACAGCGACAUAACAGGGCUGUUCGCCCGAGGUGCAGAAUUUAUUCAGGAAAUACCGGGGCGCGACCACUUGCAUCAUAGGCUUGGCUGUCGACCGCUUUUUACGCCGCUUAAGGGAAUCGCAUUCGUCUUUGGUCCGCAAGAAACUUGCCCUGUUUAAGUGUAGCAAAAGUUUAUAAAACCAGGGACCACGCACAGCGCGCUUUUAGUUUUGCCCGGGACUUUAGUACCGACGUUUAUCGAGAAGAUCGUUCAACCGACACCGAAAUCAUGUUCAGAUUGCUGGUAAGCAAACAGACAGAAGAAACCUCGACACUUUCCACUUUUUCAAUUUCGUGAUAUUCACUGAUUGUUACGUCUCAAUUUAGGAACAGAGUAGCACGUAUCUAGUUGUUCUUUCAUGUACGGGAUAAA